Messenger RNA from Hemiscyllium ocellatum (epaulette shark), 1678 nucleotides. It is a transcript of the gene ttll9, whose product is annotated as tubulin tyrosine ligase-like family, member 9. Gene Ontology annotation, molecular function: tubulin binding; tubulin-glutamic acid ligase activity. Gene Ontology annotation, cellular component: cilium. The record is from RefSeq and is a predicted model, not a curated record. The coding region runs from base 29 to 1396 and encodes 455 amino acids. Gene Ontology annotation, biological process: protein polyglutamylation; microtubule cytoskeleton organization. Lineage: Eukaryota; Metazoa; Chordata; Chondrichthyes; Orectolobiformes; Hemiscylliidae. The transcript is spliced from 14 exons.
UUCCGGGCCCCGGCGUGUUGUCGUUACCAUGGGAACAGCAAGCGGCGAGAGCGGGCCUGGGCCUGGGCCUCGGCCCCGGGUGCGGAGUGCCAUGAACCGGGGCAAGGGAGCCGGGAACAAAGGGCCGCCCGGGAAUCUGAAACAGAAGGAGCAACGCAGCAGCAUCCGAUUCAAAUGUGUUUUGACCAACACUAUUCUUGAUGUUCUUCGUCAGCGACCUGGAUGGGUUGAAGUCAAAGAUGAAGGGGAUUGGGACUUUUACUGGUGUGACAUCAGUUGGCUACGUGAGAACUUUGGCUACACGUAUAUGGAUGAGCAUGUUCGUGUCUGUCACUUUCGCAACCACUAUGAGUUGACACGGAAAAAUUUUAUGGUGAAAAACCUGAAGAGGUUUCGCAAGCAGCUGGAGCGUGAGCAGGGGAAGCAGGAGGCAGCGAAAUGUGACUUUUUUCCCAAAACAUUUGAGCUGCCUGUGGAGUACCACCUUUUUGUGGAGGAGUUCAAGAGGAAUCCUGGAAUCACCUGGAUUAUGAAACCGGUUGCAAGAUCACAGGGCAAAGGCAUCUUUCUUUUCCGAAAACUUAAAGAUAUUAUGGAGUGGAGAAAGGAUGGGAACCGUGCUGAUGAAUCAAAGGAUGAAGUUGCUGUGGAAAGUUACGUUGUACAACGCUACAUUGAGAACCCCUACCUAAUUGGAGGGAGGAAGUUUGAUCUGCGAGUCUAUGUACUGGUGACAUCUUAUGUUCCGCUGAAAGCAUGGUUAUACAGAGACGGAUUUGCUCGAUUUUCGAAUACUCGAUUUUCACUCAGCAGCAUUGAUGAUCAUUUCAUACAUCUCACAAAUGUUGCUGUGCAGAAAACUGCCCCUGACUAUGAUCCAGAAAAAGGCUGCAAGUGGUUAAUGCAACAGCUGCGACAGUACUUGACAGCAAAGCAUGGCACUGAGGCAGUGGAAGCACUUUUUAGAGACAUGGACAAUAUCUUCAUCAAAAGUUUGCAAAGUGUCCAAACAGUGAUCAUUAAUGACAAGCACUGUUUUGAACUCUAUGGAUACGACAUUCUGAUUGACAAGAACCUAAAACCGUGGCUUUUGGAAGUGAAUGCUUCUCCUUCACUAAUAGCCAGUAGCCAGGAAGAUUACGAGCUGAAGUGCCGUUUACUGGAGGACACAGUGCACGUUGUAGACAUGGAAGGAAGAUUGUCUGGGAAGGAAAAACAGGUUGGAGGAUUUGACCUGAUGUGGAAUGAUGGUCCAGUCUAUAGUGAUGGAAACUUUGAUGGAGGCGUCAACCUCAUUUCUAACACUCACUUGGGUAAUAAGAAAAAUGGCUGCAUUAAUGACAGGAAGAAGCAGUUGUGGCAACUCCUUAAACCACUGAUUACACAGAAGAAGUAGCAAUGCUGAGUAGCACUAUAGGAACUGAUGAAGCAUGUAAACACUCUCAUUGCCCCUGUACUGGAACUGUAGUACUGGGCAGAGCAGACUCGCUGCAAUUGUUUGUGUGUCCGUACUCUGCCUGGUGCCACACUGAAAGGCAACAUGGAGCAUGAUUUGCUGUACCACUUUUCUACAGGAUGCUGAGUUCAGGUCCUUGCUGCUGCUCACUGCAAAGUAUUGAUGGAGUGAAAACACAUAGUUUGACCUUUCCUGCAUUUCAGAAUGAAUAAUCACUUCAGC